AUGCUGCACGCACGCGCGUGGUUCGCAGUCACCGCUGUACACAUAAGUCCGGGCUCAGACCUCUCCCUCCAAAACCUCGUUCGUUUGCAGACCUUGGAACUAGCGGAGCACGUCUUGCUACAGCCCGACGAGGUCACGGGCAGCACGACCGAGCGAGGGUACACGCAGGUGACCACUACGGGCCAGCAAUCGCUUCAGCUUGAUAACGCCGAUCCCUUCUCCGGGGCAAUCCUGUUCGCGACCUUCAGCAUCAACGAGUUUUCUUUCCAAACGGUCGAGGAGUACGACCCUAGCCACUACCCAUCGAUGGUGGGUGCGGCCGGCGGCAUGCUAGCCAUCGUCUACGCCCUGUUCGGGCUGUUGUUUGCUCCAAGUCGGUCACCGGGGCCCAGGAGGAUCUGGCGCUUCUCCCGGAGGCGCAGGAAGAGACGCUCCAAGCUCGACUUCCGACCUGCUGACGCGGGUGCGGACGAUGCUGUCUCGGCCGCCGCCACCGUAUCUGUCGCCCGUCGCCAAUCGAUUUAGCAAACGGGGGGCACAUACUUCGAGGAGAAUGAUGGAUGCGAUGGCGAUGGAAGAACGGCGGUGACUGCUCUCUGUAGCAGCUGUGACGUCGUCCCUUUCCUCCUGGGGGCAUAUCUUCGCCCGGUCUUCCCGUAGAACCACGCGUGGGCAUCGCUGGCGUUGGGUUGAAAAGCUUCGUCUUGAUUUGUUGUGUAUAUUUAUCUUGAUUGAUAUUGUGAAUCUUUUUGGGGGGGGGGAUAAGGCCAGCCGUGAGGCGGGCCGGGUGCUUGCUUGCAGGAUGUUCAGUACAACAUGGUAAAUCAUAUGGGGACGACCUUCCGUCGUAGUUGAAUGACCACCUGGCCCGUCGGAGGUGCUUAAACGGGAGUUUCAUAAUGCAUUAGGGCUAGGGGAAAUGCGUGCCAGAGAACGUUGGCAGGGACAUCGGUGGGUGCACGCUAAACAGCAUGCAGGAACGGUUUGAAUACUCUAAUCUCAUUUUUCAUUUGUAUCCUGCUACGGUAGGGGAGUGCACUUUUGGCAUAAAACGUUUAGCCCUGCUGCGAUGAUUUUACGACGAAAUAGGACGCGUCCAACAGGUGGAAGAGGUUUACGUAGAGUGUGUCUCCCUACUCAAGAGGUCAAGAUGAGGUGACCCCCUGCUACUCUGUCUACAUUCAACUGGAGCUAUCGCCGUCGGAGUGUGCCAUGUCAGCUGACGUGUGUAGGGGGGGUUUUUUGCGUCGGGAGGGGAGGUACCCCUGAUACCAACAGCGGCCACGGGGUUGGCGGCAGUCUGUCGAGGGCUGCAGGUCCUGAAGGAUCCGGUGUGCCUCGCAUGACGCCAGCAAGACGCCCCCUGUCGGUUCAGGUUGGGCGGGAUCUAGGAAAGGGUUGUGGCAGUUCAAGGGGAACCCGUGUGGAUAGUCAGGGGGUGAUUCACUUCGAGGCGAGAGCGGCAAGCUUUUGAUGGCGACCUCCCAACGUCAAGUAGCCUCGCUUCAGUCCAUACACUACAUGUGGACAUGCAGCACUCGGAUUCACCGCCCUUGUCACCACAGUUUGUAAUAGUUCGGGAUCGCUUUCAGUGGGCCGCACUCUCUCGCCACGUCCGUAAGAGAUCGUACAAGUGUAGUUGACGUGUACCGGUGCUGCCCAGACGUGCCUAAUUCUGCAAGUAGAACCCUGGGAUGAAUUGAGAUAUGUAGGUCUCCAAAAAAUCGACACGAUGUAAUUGGCUUGUGAUAGAUCGAACUUCCAAGUGUUCCUUGUGGGUUCCCAAUUGACGGAACAAUGGCGCGUGUUUUCUUUUGUGAUUUUGGACUGAAAAUCUUGGGUUUUCAGCAGUUUGGACUCAUCAAGUGCUAGUGCAGCACGCUUUGGUAGUUUGUGAAUUUUUCAGAAACCGCCGACUUUCCCAGUGUUUUCUCUUGUGAAUUCAACUCCGAGUCGGUUCCGUCUUUUUCGGUGGUUUCCUUUCUGUGUAUCAUGUUUUAGGUGUUGGCGACGGUUAUCGAUCAACCGGCAUCAGAUGCAAGCCCUUGCUUGGUUUUGUUGUUCAACGGCCGGCAUCGAAUACGAAGCAGUGUACUGUAGUCUCGUACGGUUUAGGGCAGGUUUUACCUCGGGGACGCCUGUGAACCCUGCCCUUUUCACUACUAUUAUUUGGUGACCUCCGAACGCAUGAGAUGCGUGGCGAUUCAUAUUCCACGAAGGCGAUAGUCGUCCCUAUCACCACGACCCUUGCUCAUGCCAUUGUUGAUAUGUCUCGUUCGGCGCUGUCAGCACGCGCGAUGGUGUGGACCAGUUUGUGUGGCGUCGUCAGUGCUUCCCCGUUUGUCAUUUGUUUCGCAACUUUCUCGCCUACCGCGUGCCAUGUUUGGGUGUAACAAAAAAAAAAGUUGUGCAUCGUGCCUUGGUCUGUGGUGUCAUCGCGUAGUCGUAGGGCUGGAAGCGUGCGCGAGGUGCUUUUCAAGUGGUGCUGUCGUAUUUGUCUUUUUCAAUGUGAGUGGCGAUUUAUCUCCCGUCUACCUAUUUCACUCGAUGUGUUUUUUUUGCUUUUUGUUUUGUUUUUCUCCCAU
This is a messenger RNA of Ectocarpus sp. CCAP 1310/34, 2585 nucleotides long. The record is from the annotation of a GenBank genome assembly. NCBI's taxonomy places the organism in Eukaryota, Phaeophyceae, Ectocarpales, Ectocarpaceae.